Gracilinanus agilis (Agile Gracile Mouse Opossum) is the source of this 888-nucleotide messenger RNA. It is a transcript of the gene NKX6-1, whose product is annotated as NK6 homeobox 1. Lineage: Eukaryota; Metazoa; Chordata; Mammalia; Didelphimorphia; Didelphidae. Gene Ontology annotation, biological process: regulation of transcription by RNA polymerase II; cell differentiation. Gene Ontology annotation, molecular function: RNA polymerase II cis-regulatory region sequence-specific DNA binding; DNA-binding transcription factor activity, RNA polymerase II-specific. Gene Ontology annotation, cellular component: nucleus. The annotation marks the transcript as partial. The record is from RefSeq and is a predicted model, not a curated record. The transcript is spliced from 2 exons.
AUGUUAGCUGUGGGGCCUAUGGAGGGCACCCGGCAGAGCGCGUUCCUGCUGAGCAGCCCACCCCUGGCUGCCCUGCACAGCAUGGCUGAGAUGAAGACCCCACUGUACCCGACAGCCUAUCCCCCGCUCCCGACCGGGCCCCCGGCUUCCUCUUCCCCUUCUUCCUCCUCGUCGUCUUCGUCGUCCUCCUCGCCCUCCCCACCUUUGGGUGCCCAUAACCCCGCCGGCCUCAAACCCCCGACCUCAGGGGGACUCUCGUCUCUGGGCAGCGCCCCCCAGCAGCUCUCGGCUGCCACCCCGCACGGCAUCAACGACAUCCUGAGCAGGCCCUCUAUGCCCCUAACCUCCGGGGCCUCUUUGCCCUCCGCCUCGCCCUCCGGCUCCUCCUCUUCUUCCUCCUCUUCUGCCUCCUCUUCUGCCUCCUCUGCCUCCUCCUCUGCCUCCUCUUCCUCAGCCGCGGCCGCCGCUGCCGCCGCCGCCGCAGCCGCAGCCGCCUCUUCCCCGGCUGGGCUCCUGGCUGGCCUGCCUCGCUUCAGUAGCCUCAGCCCCCCGCCGCCUCCCCCUGGCCUUUACUUCAGCCCCAGUGCCGCCGCAGUGGCAGCUGUUGGCAGGUACCCCAAGCCCCUGGCGGAACUGCCUGGCCGUACCCCCAUCUUCUGGCCUGGGGUGAUGCAGAGUCCUCCAUGGAGAGAUGCUCGGUUGGCUUGUACCCCUCAUCAAAGUUCGAUUUUGCUGGACAAAGAUGGGAAGAGGAAACAUACGAGACCUACAUUCUCAGGACAGCAGAUCUUCGCCCUGGAAAAGACUUUUGAACAAACGAAGUACUUGGCGGGACCCGAAAGAGCGAGGCUGGCUUAUUCUCUGGGGAUGACAGAGAGUCAAGUCAAG